UCUUCGUCUUGCGCUGUUAAAUCACAAAUCAUUAUACAUAAUGCAGUUGUUUCUCAAUAAGUAUUUUUAUUUUAGGUUUCCUUGUCAGUGCUGACUGUGAACUAGGAAGGUUUCAUUUUUAUUAACAUAUUCUAACUAUAUUCACUAUUAUAACCUAGUCAGUACGUACCGUACCUUUCAUGAAUACUUUUGAGCAGUUGUCUUGAUAUCUAAAUAUGCAAUCAUACAAUUCUUGUAACAAUAUCAAUUUGAAAUUGCCUAUUCUUUUGAAAGUGCAGUAAAUGUAAUGGAAGAGCACUGUACUAUUACCGAAAUUUCCAAACUAUCAAAGAAAGAUGCAUUACACAGGGAUUCAGAAACUGGUAUCAAUUACUUGAAUGAACACAAAUGUGGUGUAUCAGAUCGACCAACAUCUAGCCUUCAGAAGAAAAUGAGUGGACAGACUCAUACAACGAAGCGAAAUGUGGAAAUGAGAAAUAUUUGUAGAGAUAAAGCUCGCGCUAUCUUCGAUGACAGAAAGCGAGCUAGCCUUCUGGGACGCAAUCUGAAGAAAUGUGUUCGUAUAGAUGGCACAUUGAAUCUCAGCAACCAAAAUUUAUCUGAAGUUCCCCAGGAGACUUGGUCUGUUGAUUUGUUGGAUGAAACAGAAAAGCAAAAGAUGAUCGUAGAUUUUAGUAAUUCUGAUGAUGAAUUGAAAUGGUGGGAGUUCAAGCCUCUGCAAAAUCUCAAUUUGAGUCACAACAGCAUCAAAGUCCUACCUAAAGAGUUGGGCAUUCUAGAGGUGUUGAUAGAAUUGAAUGUUGAAAACAAUCAGAUUGAAGAACUCCCCAAAGAAAUCGGACAACUUCAACAUCUAAAAACAUUGAAAGUUAAAAUGAAUCGUUUGAAGUCAGUCCCAGAGGAAUUGUUCAAGCUCAAGGAGAUCGUACAUUUGGAUUUGAGCGAAAACUUAAUUUGCGAAAUCCAUGAAGGCCUGGGAGAUCUGGUCACCUUGCAAAAACUGGAUUUAUCAAGGAACAAACUAUCAGCUGUUCCUCUAUCACUAGGCUAUCUAACCAGCCUAGUAACCCUGAAUAUUUCUCAUAAUCAUCUUGCCUCCGUUCCGGAAGAAAUUCAAAACUUGCGUGGGCUGACCGAUCUUGACAUAAGUCACAAUAAUAUCUCAGAACUGCCUCCUAUGACUCACAUGUCACAUUUGACCAUUAUUGAAGCUUCAUGUAAUCAAAUUGCUGAGGUUCCCGCCUUCAACAAUUGCAGGAAACUUCGUGAGGUCAGAUUCGGCCAGAAUAAAAUAGAGAAAAUUGAAGUCGGCAACUUUGAAGAAGUGCCUGUUUCAGUCCUGAUUCUAUCUAGUAAUCAGAUUUUAGAGGUGCCUGAGGACAUAGCUCGUCUCACCACCCUAACUAUCCUGGAUCUGAGUAAAAAUUCUAUAACUAAUAUCCCACCAAUUAUGACGAGAUUGCGGAAAUUGACGCACUUGAAAUUGGAAGGUAAUCCUAUAAAAAAUAUUCGACAGGACAUACUAAAAACUGGAACACUGAGAUUAUUGGACCAUUUAUCGAAAAAAUUGAAAGAUGAAAUCGCAAGUCAAGGCAAUCCGAAUAAUGCGAUGCAUUUCUAUGAUGCAUGUUAUAGUGAGGAAUCUGAUGUUAUGCUCGACAAGCAGGAAAUGAGGAGUGGAAAUUUGAUACUCUGUAAUUCAAAUAUGGCCAAAAUACCUGAAGAGAUAAUCUCUCAAGCCCAAGAUGCCAAAAUCCUGUCUGUGGAUCUAUCAAAAAAUAAUUUCACAAUUUUUCCUGACAACAUAACUGCGCUUCAGGCGACUCUCAGUGAGCUGGAUCUGAAAUUCAAUUUUCUCGAAGAACUACCCAGCUGUAUUGGACAGUUGAGUCAGUUGCAGUUCUUGAAUUUAAGUCACAAUAAACUGACAACACUACCGAAUGAGUUGAACCAGUGCCUUAGAAUGAGAGAAAUUCUGCUGGAGAGUAACAGAUUAUCAGAAAUACCAGAUGUUAUCCAUGAUUUGACACAUUUAGAACGAUUAGAUGUUGCUGGAAACAGUAUAAAUGAAAUUAAUGUGGACCGACUUGGAAAUUUGAAGAGAUUAUACUACUUGAAUGUGAGCUGUAAUAAUAUACAGAAGAUACCUUGUGAACUUGGAAAACUGGAGCAUAUCAAAGAAUUGAUGCUAUUUGGAAACCCAUUCCGAUGUCCUAGACAAGCUAUUCUGGCCAAGGGAACAGCUGCAGUAAUGCAAUUUCUCAGGGAUAGACUCCCGGAAAACUCCUCAUAACUAAAGCCAUAUUAUAUUUCAUAUUUAUUACCAGCUUAUUGCAUUAGUUAUUAGUGAUACGUGUGAAUUGAAUAACAUAAAUUCUAUUUUAAUUGUAAUACAUCCCAUACAGAGGAGAAUCUUGAGAACCACCCGAUCUACUUAAUUCAUAUUUAUAAUUGAAAUUGAAAUUUAUUCAUAACACUGACAAUUUACAAACAAAAAUAAAUCAACUUAACAAAUCAGUACAAUAAUUUUGAAAAAAGCUAAAAUACAUAAUAAAAUAUUAUCUUCUAAGUCUAUUCAUAUAAAUGAAAAUAAUUAAAAACAUUAUGUAACGUCAGAGUUAUGAUUAAAGUACUUCAUAAGCUAUUAGCUGUGUUGAAGUUACCUACUCGGAAAAUUAAACUAUUUGACCUUUGCAAGAGACAGAAGCCUCGAAAAAAAUUUUCAACAGAAAGUCUUUGUCUAUUCACAGAGAACGAAUUGAAAGGAGUGAACAUUACAGAAGUUAUUUAUAGAAACCAAAAAGUAUAAUACAAUUCUAGGAAAAUAAAUUAAGAAGAAUUUGAGGAUAUAUACAUUU
Molecule: messenger RNA, 2858 nt
Organism: Nilaparvata lugens (brown planthopper)
Lineage: Eukaryota; Metazoa; Arthropoda; Insecta; Hemiptera; Delphacidae
Product: leucine-rich repeat-containing protein 40
Exons: 11
Coding region: 287-2293 (668 amino acids)
Molecular function (GO): protein binding
Source: RefSeq, a predicted model, not a curated record